This is a messenger RNA of Rhodofomes roseus, 399 nucleotides long. RefSeq lists its product as uncharacterized. The record is from RefSeq and is a predicted model, not a curated record. NCBI's taxonomy places the organism in Eukaryota, Fungi, Basidiomycota, Agaricomycetes, Polyporales, Fomitopsidaceae. Bases 1 to 399 code for a protein of 132 amino acids. The transcript has a single exon.
AUGAGCGCAGGCGCCCAGUCCUCCCACCCUCUCGGUGCGGAUGGCCGCGCAGAAGCGCAGCUGAGGACACUCGCUUGGCCCAGCCGGUCAAUGAUCCCGCUGUCAGCUCUCGUGUCGGUCUCCGCCUUCCGAUGGGAGGGUCACACUGGGCUAAAAACCACUUGGUCGCUCUCGCCCUCUCGUCCUCUUGCCUAUCACCUUCUCUUCCUCGCCUUCUCGCCCUCCUCUUCUCUGCCUCGCGCCCUCGUCUUUGGUCUGGGUCUCUCGCCGCCAUACUCGACCUCGCCCUCGCCACUCGUCUUCGCUAUCGGCCUCGGCCUCGUCUUUGCCCUCGCCCUCGCCCUCGUGAUCUUGCCUGCACCUCUUGCUCCCUUGUUGUGGCCCUCACUCAAGGCCUAA